AUAGGGAGCAGGGCAGGGAGCAGGCAGGGAGGGAGGGAGCAAGGCAGUGAGCAGGCAGGGAGCAGACAGGGAAUAGGGAGCAGGCAGUGGGCAGUGUCGGAGGGCACCGGCAGCGCAGCGGGCAGGGAGCAGGCAGUGGGCAGGCAGGGAAUGGGGAGCGGGCAGCGGGCAGCGUCAGCGGGCAGUGUCGGAGGGCACCGGCAGCCCCGCUCGCUACCCGCUCCGCUGACACCCGCGGGGAGGGAGCAGGCAGUGGGCAGGCAGGGAGCAGACAGGGAAUGGGGAGCGGGCAGCGGGCAGUGCCAGCGGGCAGUGUCGGAGGGCACCGGCAGCCCCGCGGGCAGGGAGCAGGCAGGGAGCAGACAGGGAAUGGGGAGCGGGCAGCGGGCAGUGCCAGCGGGCAGUGUCGGAGGGCACCGGCAGCCCCGCGGGCAGGGAGCAGGCAGGGAGCAGACAGGGAAUGGGGAGCGGGCAGCGGGCAGUGCCAGCGGGCAGUGUCGGAGGGCACCGGCAGCCCCGCGGGCAGGGAGCAGGCAGGGAGCAGACAGGGAAUGGGGAGCGGGCAGCGGGCAGUGCCAGCGGGCAGUGUCGGAGGGCAGUGUCGGAGGGCACCGGCAGCCCCGCUCGCUGCCCGCUCCGCUGACACCCGCGCACGGCCAAUGGGCUCGGGCGCUCCACCUGCCAUCCCCGGCGCGCCCAAUGGCGGCGCGGCCCCGGCGCUGCGCCCUCCCCGGCCAAUGGGAGCCGGCGCUGGCUCUCGUUAAUGAUGCAGCAGUCCAGGGAAGACUAUCACAUGUGAGCUGGCCGCCUGCCAGCAUGGAGACACCGAGAGAGCAAGCUGGUGUGGAAGCGUCUGGAAGGCACUCGUCUACCUGUCCCCAGUGCUUUUAAAAACUGGACGACGUGCCCUGCAAUGAUCACUGCGUCACCGUUUGCCACUUUGCGAACUACGCAGUGACAAACCUCCGAGCUCCGAAUCUCAGGGCGCCUGUUAACCCCUGCACCAACCCCUGGCUGACAUGCCAGCCUCCAGGGACACGGGGGGGGGAUAAACAGCCCAGACAAACCAGGAAAACAGCAGUCUUUGCAAAGUUGUCAUCUCUCCCCCACGACUACUACCCUCCUCUGCAGUACAGCAAUGCCGGCAGGAGUGACAUUAGUACAACCUGUGCCGUCGCUCCAUUGAGAAAACAGCUCUGACGCAGAACAGAGCAAUCCUACCCAGCCAAAAUAAUAAUAAAAGCACUUUGGGAUCCGAACUUAGGGACGCCGGGGGAAAGGGACGCCCUGCAAAUAAUCCAAAUACGUAGCUGCAGCUCCAGCCCCAUCCUGAUCAAAG
Molecule: messenger RNA, 1339 nt
Organism: Pyrgilauda ruficollis (rufous-necked snowfinch)
Lineage: Eukaryota; Metazoa; Chordata; Aves; Passeriformes; Passeridae
Product: hornerin-like
Exons: 2
Coding region: 151-891 (246 amino acids)
Source: RefSeq, a predicted model, not a curated record